AUGUCAGAGGCAGGGGAAGAAGUGACGCUGCCAGAGACGCUCCGGCGCAUCGCUGUGGCGAGCCGCGUUGACGCCCGUCUCUAUCCGAUGAAGGCAGAAGUCUCCAAGGCAGCGGAAACGCCGCAGUUGUGUGCGUCGACAUCAGUCCCACAACUCCUUGAGCUGGUGCAUGCCAUACGGAUGCAGUACAUGCGGUUAGUCGUGGAGAUUGCCGAGGCAUCUGGAACCACAACUUCAUCAGUGGAGGCGUCUGCCACAGCUUUCAGACAAAUUGAGGCUCUGGCGCACCCCAUUGCAGAGCUACAGAGAGGCAUCCGCAGUAAAAACGCGCAGUGUGUGCGUCUGGAACUGCGUGACCACCUUGCGAACGAGGUGGAGGCGCGGCGGCGGGCACUCUCACACAUGAGGGCAGCGCUCAGCAUAGCGAAGCAGUGUGUGUGA
Messenger RNA from Trypanosoma rangeli, 441 nucleotides. RefSeq lists its product as uncharacterized. The record is from RefSeq and is a predicted model, not a curated record. The transcript has a single exon. The coding region runs from base 1 to 441 and encodes 146 amino acids. Lineage: Eukaryota; Euglenozoa; Kinetoplastea; Trypanosomatida; Trypanosomatidae.